Messenger RNA from Acaulospora morrowiae, 252 nucleotides. Lineage: Eukaryota; Fungi; Glomeromycota; Glomeromycetes; Diversisporales; Acaulosporaceae. The record is from the annotation of a GenBank genome assembly.
GAGGAAACAUCUUAUGCAAUUACUCCACCUACAUUAUCCUCUUUACCCAAGCUCUAUUUUCUGCCGAAUUCUCUGUCAAAAUAUUCAGAUUUCCCUUUUCCGGCCGAGAUUAAUUUUAUUCUACAAUAUCAUAACGAUCAGUCCCUUAAAAAUAAAUUAAACGUUGAACACGACUUAGAUUCUUUUGACGAAGAGAAGUGGAAAAGGACACUCGUGAUGAAAAUGGAGUUGAUUCACAACGACAAGAUAUAA